Molecule: messenger RNA, 1233 nt
Organism: Paraglomus brasilianum
Lineage: Eukaryota; Fungi; Glomeromycota; Glomeromycetes; Paraglomerales; Paraglomeraceae
Source: the annotation of a GenBank genome assembly
AUGCCUACUCCAGACGUGAGCACAAUUUUCGAUUCUUCUUUCGCCUCUUUAAUGUCUCGUCUUCUUACGCAUCCUCUCGAUACUCUACGAGUCCGUACGCAAGCCUCUCCUUCAUCAAUCCCUAUGAGGCAAAUCAUCAGGCACACGAGAAUUAAAGAGCUUUACAAUGGAUUAGGAUUCGCAGCAAUGUUUAAUAUUCCCGCAUUGUCGACAUAUUUGUUUAUUUAUGAUUAUACCAAAGCUAUGCUAGAUAAUCAUGGGAGCAAAACGAGCGAAAUUAAUAAUAAUACCACUAGUGCUAAUAUAAGCAAUAUAUCUUCUUAUCAUCUGCUUUCGAGAAACUCUUUUGUAAACCAUACAAUAUCUGCAGUACUAGCAGAAGUGGUAAGCGGUUUGUUCUGGACUCCGAUGGAAGUCGUAAAGAGCAGAACGCAAGUCGGAGAUGGAAUGUGGCUCUCAACAAAAUACCCCAAUUCACCCACAUCCGCUUCACCAACCCGACCUUUACCCCUUAUAAAAACCAUUCUCUUGCGUGAAGGCAUCCGUGGCAUGUUUCGUGGGUAUUGGAUUAGCUUAUUCGUUUUUGUACCACAUUCGGUGAUUUAUUUUGUCAUGUAUGAAAAGUGUAAACAAGUUGCGGGAAUGUGGUGGGCGGAUAAAGCGAAAGAGGAAAGAAAGGAUAGGGUAAGAAAGGUGCGAAAAGAAGGUAUUGGGACGAAUGAUAGUAAUGACAAGAAUAAUACCGCGGGUAAAACCGCGGGUAAAAGUGUUGAUUGGUUACAAAAGACAGCUAUAUCCGGCCCGUCUUUAGACGCAAAAGUUUCUUCCCCACCAUCAUCAGCAACAACGGAUACAGUAUCUUUAUCACUGUCAUCUCAUACGUCGACCCUUCCAUUCCAAGCCUAUAUUAUAUCCUCGGCAAUAUCCACUAGCACAGCAGCUUGCUUGACUAAUAUUCUAGACCUCAUCAAAACGCGGUACCAAACCGCGCACCAGUUACAAUGCAGUCCACACAAUGCAUCACCGUCAACUCUGCAUUUGAAUUCGACGGUAAACAUAACAUCGUUUUCACCAUAUCGGCUGUUUCUCUACAUGUACAGACAUGAAGGUGGCCCAAAAGUGUUUGUAAGAGGUAUGGGUGUGAGAAUCAUGUGGAUGGUUCCAGCCGCUGCUGUUUCAAUGACGAUGUAUGAGAUUCUGAAACAGAGGAGAGAAGGAAAGGAGAUGAGAUAA